Molecule: messenger RNA, 3266 nt
Organism: Chelonia mydas (Green sea turtle)
Lineage: Eukaryota; Metazoa; Chordata; Testudines; Cheloniidae
Gene: FBP1
Product: fructose-bisphosphatase 1
Exons: 7
Coding region: 250-1266 (338 amino acids)
Biological process (GO): gluconeogenesis; fructose metabolic process; sucrose biosynthetic process
Cellular component (GO): cytosol; cytoplasm
Molecular function (GO): fructose 1,6-bisphosphate 1-phosphatase activity
Source: RefSeq, a predicted model, not a curated record
AGGGGACAAGGGGCGGGGCUGAGAGAAGGAUGUGGGGAAGAGGUGGUGACAGGGAAGCAGCCCCGGUUUGGGGGCGGAUCCCGAGGGCCGGCUGCUCCCCGCCCCGUCUGCCGAUAGGUCCGGGCCGGGACACUCCCUCGCCCCGCCGCUGGUGAAGUUCCCGGGCGGCAGCGGACGGGGUGGCGUGUGGGUCUCGCUGCGGCUCCGUGGCAGUCGGUCUCCCCGCCCGGCCCCGCAGCUGCCGCCACCAUGACGGACCAGUCCCCGUUCGACACCAACGUCGUCACCCUGACCCGCUUCGUGAUGGAGGAGGGGAGGCGGGCCCAGGGCACCGGGGAGCUCACCCAGCUGCUCAACGCGCUCUGCACCGCCGUCAAGGCCAUCUCCACCGCCGUGCGCAAGGCGGGCAUCGCCCACCUCUAUGGAAUAGCUGGUUCCACCAAUGUGACAGGAGACCAAGUAAAGAAGCUGGAUGUCCUUUCCAAUGACCUGGUGAUUAACAUGCUCAAGUCAUCGUUCACUACAUGUGUUAUUGUGUCAGAAGAAAACAAAAAUGCUAUAAUAGUAGAUGCUGAAAAAAGGGGUAAAUAUAUAGUCUGCAUGGAUCCUCUUGAUGGCUCUUCUAACAUUGACUGCCUUGUUUCCAUUGGAACUAUCUUUGCCAUCUACAGAAAGGCUUCCUCUGAGAAACCUUCUGAGAAAGAUGCUUUACAGCCAGGACGUAAUCUUGUGGCAGCUGGUUAUGCCCUAUAUGGGAGUGCUACAAUGCUGGUGCUAGCCAUUGAAUCUGGUGUCAACUGUUUUAUGCUUGACCCGGCGAUUGGGGAAUUCAUUUUGGUUGAUAAGAAUGUGAAAAUCAAAAAGAGAGGAAAUAUCUACAGUCUCAAUGAGGGCUAUGCUGCAUAUUUUGAUCCUGCAGUCACAGAGUAUCUUAAAAAGAAGAAAUUCCCUCAGGAUGGCAGCUCUCCGUAUGGUGCGAGGUAUAUAGGUUCUAUGGUAGCUGAUGUACAUCGUACUCUGGUGUAUGGAGGAAUCUUUUUAUAUCCAGCCAACUCCAAAAGCCCCAAAGGAAAGCUGAGGCUUCUCUAUGAAUGUAACCCCAUGGCCUUUGUAAUUGAGAAGGCUGGGGGAAUUGCUACUACAGGAAACCAGGCAGUGCUGGAUAUAGUGCCUGAGGAUAUCCACCAGAGAGCACCUAUUGCCCUGGGAUCUCCUGAUGAUGUGCAGGAAUACAUUGACAUGGUCAAGAAGCAUUCAGCCAAGUGAAAUAGCUGCAGUACAAAGAAGUGCCUUACAAUUGGACCAAACAUACUGUGAAGUACUACUGACUUAAGCUAUUGUAGGAAAGCAAGAGAACCAUAUUUUCAUUGUGUUUUUAUCCAAAAGUAAACUGUUUAAUAUGUGCAACAAAAAUGCAUUUUACACACACACACACACACCCCCACCCCCCCCAAUCCCAUUUCCCUCCAGGGCUAAAGAAUACCACAGCUUUUCUGAAAGAUUUCUCCCUGCAGGUGGCUGGCUGCAGUUUCCUUGUAGGUUGACUUAUGGGGUCUUGUCAAUACUAGAAUCUUCAGUCCUGUUGCAACAUUUGUAAAUGCUAAUCUAGAUAUUCCACAAACACUUGUUCCAGGACACAGAUAUUGUUCCUAGAGGUAUCUUGAAAGCAUGGAUCAUGAUAGCUGGUGUAAAGCAAAGCGUGGUUUGUUAGUGAAGCCACGGAAAAGCUCUUUUGUGCCCCUCAAACAGCCAUAAGUCCACUAAGACUGUCCAGAACCACUACCCUGCUAAUUGGUGAGCUCGUAUGAGUGCUUCAGAAUCCUCACUGUCUGCCCAUCAGUCCCUGGAUAGAGUGUAGGGUGUGUUUAUAACCAAUAAAGCCCUCAACAGCCUGGGACCAUCCUACCUGAGAGAAGCGCCUCUUCCUGCUGACCACAGCAGUGGCACAGGGACACGAGAGUGACCCCCCCAAAAUAAGAGUGAGCAACUGGCAGGGCAUUCUGAGGGCUCACACUCUGGAACUUGCUCUCCCUACUCCCUUGGUCUGAAAUAGUCUGAAUUUGGUGACCUCCAGGUACAUGGCAAGAUGUGUUUGAUACUGUUUUUGGAAAAGACUAAUGGUAUACUUCCCAGCAUGAUUAAAGUGGAUGUGCAAACAGGUUUUCUGUAGGUGUCUGGCUGAGUUCCUGUUGAAAUAGCUCCUUAAUGCUGCUGAGACUUCAUUGCCUUAUUAAUGUUGGGGCUCUAGAGCCUUGGGUAAGCAUAUUGUUUGUUUUUAAAUCUAAACAGAGGCUGAGGACAUAGCUCCUACCAGCUCUCUCGAGGAUACAUGCAGCUUAGAAGUAUCUCCUUGGUUUUUAUAUUUAAAAUUCGCAUUAGAGUGGCUAGCCAAUCCAUGCACAUGAAACAACAGGUAGAAGGGGUACUGUACCUCUUAGUAUUUCCUUAGCUGUGUCUUAUGCUGAACUACAUCAGGAAUUCCUAGCUGGCCCAUAUCUAUUUUUAAAGACUACACCCUGGAAGAAGGUAAAGGUUAUAGAAUGAAGGACAGUACUGCCUAAUCAUAGCAGUUCAGUUUUUAGAUUAGGUAGUGGGGAUUUUCUCUUUGGGGGAGGAGGGGCACUACAGACUGUCAUUUUAACAAGUUAAUGUUCAACACUAAGGGGUAGAUGUUAGCUGUAAAAUAUACAGGGCUAGUAGGAAAGCUCACAUGUUCUUGACCACUUUUUAAAUUUGUUGUAACCAUUUACAGAAAAAUCUGCAAGAUACUUAUAAGUCCAUUGGCAGAGUUAGCCAUCCAUACUGAAUGGAAGUGAAAAGAUUACUCUCACCAGAGUGUAAAUCUUUAGCUGCAAUUGCCAUACUGGCUACUCUUCUGCUAAGACAUUGAAGAACUUUGGCAUUUGGUGAAAGGUCAUCAGCUCUGAUUACAGCCAAUAUAUGUAACUCAAACUACUAACAUUUAAAAUUUGGAGGGGAAAGGGGAGGAGAGGGUCCACGGAUGUCAUGUUUAAGAAGCAGCUGUAGCCCCCAUCCUAAUAGAAAUGUGAAUCAUUACCCCACUUCUUUUGUAGUGAUUGUCAGGCAAAACAAGAGACUAAUCCUGUCAAACUGGAUCUUGACAAGGCUUUAUGUAUAUUUUAAAUUAGUGUACUUUUCUAUAGCACCUCUAUCUUAAGGGCUGCUCAAGCAUUUUUAUGAACAUAAUUGCACACCUGAGUGGUUUUAUUCCCCUCCCCCAUAUUAAACAGUAUUGAUCAUUCACA